Molecule: messenger RNA, 2732 nt
Organism: Coffea arabica (coffee)
Lineage: Eukaryota; Viridiplantae; Streptophyta; Magnoliopsida; Gentianales; Rubiaceae
Product: ABC transporter G family member 22
Biological process (GO): transmembrane transport
Cellular component (GO): membrane
Molecular function (GO): ABC-type transporter activity; ATP hydrolysis activity; ATP binding
Source: RefSeq, a predicted model, not a curated record
GUACCACAAGAGAUGUUGUUACCGACCAAGACUUUGAGACUGCGAGAGAAACAGUGAAAUACUGCCCAUUGGCCUUACUCCUCCUCCUAUACAAUAGGAAAACAUUCCACACGCACCUGGCUAACGGUUGUUUCAGCCUGACAAGGUAUAGUUAAUUCAACUGCAUACCUUCCUGCCCUGACACCUUCGUCUAAAGAUCAUGGCCGAUCAGAAAACAAACUCGACAAGUCUACUAAGGACAAGGUCCGAUCAACUAGCAGAGACCGUGGCCACUAUAAUGAAGUCUCCAACUCAUUCCUCCAGCGAGACGGCGGCUGCUGGAGCAGCAGUGGAGAACGGUGGCACUGGCACGGGCACCCUCUCGAGGAAGUCCAGCAAAAGGCUGGCAAUGCCGUCGCCAGGGCGGAGCGGGAGUAGCACUGGUAAGAAUGCUCACAUUAGGAAAUGGAGCAGUGCUCAGAUGAAAUUCGACUUGGAUGACGUCAGCAGCGGUGCGGCUUUGAGCCGAGCCUCCAGUGCCAGCCUAGGCUUGUCCUUUUCCUUCACCGGCUUCACCAUGCCUCCCGAUGAGAUCGCCGAUAGUAAACCUUUCAGCGAUGAUGAUAUUCAAGAUCUUGAAGCAGGCACCCGUAAGAAGAAGAUUCACACAGAGCCCACCUUGCCAAUAUAUCUGAAGUUCACCGAUGUAUCAUACAAGAUAGUCAUUAAAGGAGUGACGUCAACAAUUGAGAAGGAUAUAUUGAACGGGAUAACCGGUUCAGUAAAUCCCGGUGAAGUUCUGGCACUGAUGGGCCCUUCAGGAAGCGGAAAGACUACCCUGCUCAGUCUGCUGGGUGGCAGGUUAAGGGGAGCAACAACAGGCGGUUCAGUUACAUACAAUGACCAGCCGUACUCGAAGUUCUUAAAAAGCAGGAUUGGAUUUGUGACCCAAGAUGACGUGCUAUUCCCGCACCUUACGGUCAAAGAAACAUUAACAUUUGCAGCCCAGCUGAGAUUGCCAAGUAUACUGACAAAACAGCAAAAAGAACAACGCGCCGUAGAUGUAAUAUAUGAGCUUGGAUUAGAGAGGUGCCAAGACACCAUGAUUGGUGGCUCCUUUGUCCGGGGAGUUUCAGGUGGAGAGAGGAAGCGUGUCUGUAUAGGAAAUGAGAUAAUUAUAAACCCAUCUCUUUUGUUCCUCGAUGAACCCACUUCUGGCUUGGAUUCUACCACAGCUUUAAGGAUUGUUGAACUUCUGCAGGAUAUAGCUGAGGCUGGUAAGACAGUGAUCACCACAAUCCACCAGCCGUCCAGCAGACUUUUCCACAAGUUUGACAAACUGAUUCUUCUAGGCAAAGGGAAUUUACUUUACUUUGGAAAAGCAGCAGAAGCUAUGGUUUACUUUUCCUCCGUAGGAUGCUCACCACUAAUUGCAAUGAACCCCGCAGAGUUCCUGCUAGAUCUUGCAAAUGGGAAUUUAAAUGAUGUUUCAGUCCCUUCUGAAUUGGAGGACAGGGUACAAUUGGGGAAUACAGAAACAGAGACUAGAAAUGGAAGACCAUCUCCUACUAUUGUGCAUGAGUAUCUUGUGGAAUCUUAUGAGACACGAGUAGCUGAAAAUGAAAAGAAGAAACUAUUGGUACCUCUGCAAAUUGACGAGGCAAUUAAGUCUCAAGUAUGUUCCAAGAAGAGAGAAUGGGGAGCCAGCUGGUUUGAACAGUACUCUAUACUAUUCUGGAGAGGACUCAAAGAAAGGCGUCAUGACUAUUUCAGCUGGUUGAGGAUCACCCAAGUUCUUGCAACUGCUGUUAUCUUGGGAAUGCUGUGGUGGCAGUCUGGUAGCAACAACCCCAAAGAAGUGCAAGAUCAGGCUGGGUUGCUCUUCUUCAUUUCUGUCUUCUGGGGAUUUUUCCCAGUUUUCACUGCAAUAUUCACAUUUCCUCAAGAAAGAGCCAUGCUGAGCAAGGAACGAGCAGCUGACAUGUAUAGACUAAGUGCAUAUUUUGUGGCCAGGACGACAAGUGACAUUCCACUUGACCUUUUACUGCCAGUACUUUUCCUUCUGGUUGUAUAUUUUAUGGCAGGUCUCAGGCUCAAUGCCGGUUCUUUUUUCCUCACCGUGGUUACAGUUUUCCUGUGCAUUGUAGCAGCUCAGGGAUUUGGAUUAGCAAUCGGGGCAACAUUGAUGGAUCUAAAGAAGUCAACAACUCUGGCCUCUGUUACUGUGAUGACCUUCAUGUUAGCUGGGGGUUAUUUUGUUAAGAAAGUACCAGUAUUCAUAUCUUGGCUCAGUUAUCUGUCGUUUAACUAUCACACCUACAAGCUUCUUCUGAAGGUGCAGUAUGAACACAUAAGUCACACAAUUGAAGGGAUAAGAAUAGACAGCGGUUUCAAAGAAGUAAGUGUGCUGGCAGCCAUGGUUGUUGGCUACAGACUCUUAGCCUAUGUAUCUUUACGAAGGAUGAAGCUGCAACCUGGAACUUAGGACUUGAAGAGAAUGAGCGGCCUACAGCAGAAUCUACAGCAGCCAGACGUUUCUUUUAAGAUAACUAAGGUAGGAUUGUUAAAUUUUUCACCUCUAGGCAGGUCGUCAAUCUUUAGUGUAUCAGAAAUUCGGAAACGGGAGAUGCGAGUUUCUUAGACGUGAUAAGAGUCAAUUACACUAGGACAAGGUCUCCAAAAUAUUAGUAUGAUAUAUGAACUCAUAUUCCUCGUUGUGUUUGCAGCAAGAUCUUAACACCCGUUGAAGUUUU